Messenger RNA from Fragaria vesca subsp. vesca, 1763 nucleotides. Its product is annotated as putative UDP-glucose flavonoid 3-O-glucosyltransferase 3-like. The record is from RefSeq and is a predicted model, not a curated record. Lineage: Eukaryota; Viridiplantae; Streptophyta; Magnoliopsida; Rosales; Rosaceae. Gene Ontology annotation, molecular function: UDP-glycosyltransferase activity. Bases 256 to 1695 code for a protein of 479 amino acids. The transcript has 3 exons.
AAUUAGGGGUUAAAGAGGAUAAGUGGUCGAACAAGUUUCCUUUACUGGUACGUUUGACAUGCACAUUGCAUCACCUGUCGACAUUGCGUGCUAACGUUUAAUUGACAAAACUCACUUGUGUUUGUCACUGCAGCAUUAUCUAACCACACUCGUAUAAUAAAUAUGGAGAACGUACUGCAGUAUUGUCUAACAUUCCAACGCAGAAGGAAAAAACCACACCGCUUGACCUAGAAGAAAGUCCACCAUACGUAAAUUAUGAAGAGAGCAGAGCUCGUAUUCAUUCCCACACCAUCUACCGGCCAUCUAGUAUCCACAAUCGAGUUCUCAAAACGAUUGUUGGAUCGAUGCGAUCAAUUCUCUGUGACAAUUCUCUUAAUGAAAUCACCAUUUGGGGUCGCUGCGGAUCAGUCACUUCCUGCAGCCUCCAACACCAACAUAAAGCUCAUCCAUCUUCCCAACAUAAACCCCCCAAUCAAGCUCGACUCCGUCGAAAAAUUCCUCAGCGAUUACAUCGAGACCUACAAGCACCAUGUCAAGGACACUAUUCUCAACCAGGUGUUACCCAACUCGUCUCGAAUUGCGGGAGUGGUUAUUGACAUGUUCUGCACCACCAUGAUUGACAUAGCCAAUGAGCUCAAGGUUCCAUCCUUUCUCUUCUUCACUUCUGGCGCCGCUUUUCUUGGGUUGUUGCUUUGCCUUCCCGAACGGUACGACCUAGUCGGCAAAGAGUUUGUACACUCGGAUCCCGACUCGAUCGUACCGAGUUAUGUCAACCCAGUUCCCACAAAUGUGUUGCCAGGAUUUGUGUUCAACAACGGUGGUUAUGUUUCAUUUGCAAGCCAUGCUAGGAGGUUCAAAGAAACCAAGGGUGUGAUCAUCAACACGUUGGUUGAACUCGAAUCUCAUGCAGUUCAUUCGAUUUUUAGAGUUGGUGAAGGUGAUCAAAGUGAUCAGCCAUGGCCGGCUGUAUACCCAGUUGGACCCUUGAUUGACACCAAGGGUGAGCAUCAAGUUAGGUCUGAUCGUGACAGGAUCAUGGAAUUUCUUGAUAAUCAGCCUCCAAAAUCAGUGGUCUUCCUCUGCUUUGGGAGUUUUGGAAGCUUUGAUGAAGCUCAACUGAGAGAAAUAGCAAUUGGACUAGAGAAAAGUGGCCAUAGGUUCUUGUGGUCCGUACGUCAAAGACCACCCAAGGGAAAGACAGAAUUCCCAGGUGAAUACAAAAACUAUGAAGAUUUUUUGCCACAAGGAUUCUUGGAGAGGACAAAAGGAGUUGGAAUGUUGUGUGGAUGGGCACCACAAGUAGAGGUUUUAGGCCACAAAUCAACUGGGGGAUUUGUGUCACACUGCGGGUGGAACUCUAUAUUGGAGAGUUUGUGGUAUGGUGUACCUAUCGUGACUUGGCCAUUGUAUGCAGAGCAACAGGUAAAUGCUUUUUUGAUUGCGAGGGAUUUGGGGUUGGGAGUGGAGCUGAGAUUGGAUUACGUAUACGGCAGUGGUGAUUUUGUGUCUGCUGAUGAGAUUGAGAGAGCUGUGACAGGACUGAUGGUUGGUGAUAGUGAGAUUAGGAAGAGGGUUGUUGAAAUGAGUGAAAUGUGUAGGAGGGCAGUUGAUGAUGGUGGUUCUUCAUCUACUUCGCUUGGAAGCUUGAUCAAGGUUCUAAAGACUGGAUCAGGCGCUGAGCAUUGUCCUGGUUGAAUGUUGGAGGAGAAUAAGAGGAAGAAUGGAGAGACUUGAAUGGCAGUGAGGAGGGCGAGAAUUGAGCG